AUGUCGAAUUUAUCCAAACUUGAGUUUGUGGCACUAGAUAUCUCUGGAAAAAAUUACCUUUCAUGGGUUCUCGAUGUUGAGAUUCAUUUAGCUGCUAAAGGUCUUGAUGCCACCAUUACUCAGGGAAAUGAAGCAUCAAAUCAAGAUAAGGCGAAGGCUAUGAUUUUCCUUCGUCAUCAUCUUGAUGAGGGCCUAAAGAUUGAAUAUCUGACGGUAAAAGAUCCACUUGAAUUGUGGACUGAUUUGAAGGGGAGGUAUGACCACCUAAAGGCAACAGUAUUGCCAAGAGCUCGUUAUGAGUGGAUGCACUUACAGUUUCAAGAUGUUAAGAUCCAACAUAAUGCCCUUUUAAUGAAAAAUCAUGAAGCUCGUCCCACGGGAGCUGCUCCGUUACCGGAAGCAAAUGUGGUAGAAACACAUGAUCAAUCUGAAGUAAAAAGAGAUGAUCAUCGAGGCUAUAAUAAUGCACGAGGACGUGGCAAAGAUAAGAGGCGAUACAACAAUCGUCGAGGUGGUGGUCAUAAUUAA
Solanum stenotomum is the source of this 528-nucleotide messenger RNA. RefSeq lists its product as uncharacterized. The transcript is spliced from 2 exons. Lineage: Eukaryota; Viridiplantae; Streptophyta; Magnoliopsida; Solanales; Solanaceae. Bases 1 to 528 code for a protein of 175 amino acids. The record is from RefSeq and is a predicted model, not a curated record.